AUGGGUUAUCAACCUAGCAUUGACAGCUACGAAGAAACAUAUGGAUCGUGGGGAGAGAGAAGGGAGGUACUGGCGUGGUCCGCUGGUACCCAAAUCAUUCUCAGGACGAAAGAGGCGGGCGCAAACAUCGAGAAGAUCAGAAAACGCGAGGAGCGAAAGGAUGAGGCGCCCGAUCAAACAUGGAAGUACGACACUUUCAAACAUCUGAAUACGUGGUUCACGUACAAGAUACCGGACAGCUCGGAAGGUCGCGAUGAUAUCACCAGGGUGAAACUGCUCCGACCACACCAGCGGGAUUUGGCCUAUGAAGACAUCGUCUUUGGGACUGCAUCAGGUCAACUGUCGCUACUCAGUGUUAGUCCUGACCUUGCCGAGACGCGGAUUCAACAUUACAAAACUGGCUCUGAUCCCAUAGCCGACCUUUCGGUAUCAUCUUCGAACACACCCAUGCUAGCUAGCGCACUAGGAGAUGGAUCGCUGGCGCUUUAUCCUAUCCGCCGCGACACCAUCUCGGACGAGGCGAUCGCCUUCUCUUCAGAAACAAAGUCCAUAUCGCCAAAUGGCAGAUUACGGUCAUGCGAGUUCCUCUCCGACGACAAAUUGGCUGUUGGAUCGGGACCCCACGCUGAGCCAAUCGAGGUAUACCACAUUGGACCUGAAGGCUUUUCGUCCGGACCCCUUCGUCGCUUCAACGUUACUAGCGAGAGCGCAACACGCUCACACCUGACAUCCAUCUACACUAUCCUGCCAUUACCGAGCACAGCCCACGGUGGCUCAGAAGCAGGCCAUACUUUCCUGUCUGGCGGCUAUGACGGAAUCGUUAGACUGCACGACAUGCGUUCACCACGCGGCUUCGAACAGAUCUUCUGGGAUCCAACCAAUGAUUCGCCAGUAUAUGCUCUUGCCGCACAUGGGCGAGAACGCUUCGUAGCAGGCGUAGCUCUUCACUCUAUGAUCAAGGUGUUUGACUUGCGAUUAUCAGGCUCGCAUGCAUAUCACACCAUUUCCUCCCCUAGCCACAAACCGAAACGCAAAGCGGUGUCGCGCGACUCGGCCAUCAACGUUAUCGUGGAUGAUAACAAAAGCAAAAGUCUAAUUAGGAGUGGCGGCUGGAACCUCUACCUCAAGCCCCGCGACUAUUUGUCACGGGCGACGCAAAACUCCCCCGUAUACAGUCUUUCCAUCCCGUCAUCAACGUCACAGAACCUGUACGCCGGUCUUGAAGGGGCCGUUCAAAAUCUCACCUUCCACGGCGUCGCUGAUACUUACCCGGAUCCUAUGCUGUCGUACGGCUUGGUCCAAGACUGCUAUUACUACCACAAAAAGAGCAACAAAGUUGAUGUUCGAGCAUCUUAUGACAACGACGGAGGGGUUCUGAACCUGGGCAUGUACGAACAAGGUACCGAAGACGUGCUGGGGAUGCAGCUGUUGAUCCAAGGUAGUAUGGACUCUAGCGUGGUAAGCAAGGAACGGGCAGAUAAGGCGAUGGCUAAAGGGCUGGAUGAGCGCUGGAUCGACUUGAGGGCUGAGCAGGAUAGGUGGUCUGCGGGUGAGGAGCCACCGCCACAGGAGGAGCCACCGAAUGAGUCGAGAACGGGUGGAAGAAGACGCAGACGAGGUAAUAGAGGGGGAGGAAGAGUGGCUUAG
Messenger RNA from Alternaria triticimaculans, 1647 nucleotides. RefSeq lists its product as uncharacterized. The coding region runs from base 1 to 1647 and encodes 548 amino acids. Gene Ontology annotation, molecular function: protein binding. The transcript has a single exon. The record is from RefSeq and is a predicted model, not a curated record. NCBI's taxonomy places the organism in Eukaryota, Fungi, Ascomycota, Dothideomycetes, Pleosporales, Pleosporaceae.